This is a messenger RNA of Aspergillus wentii DTO 134E9, 1623 nucleotides long. RefSeq names its product chaperonin-containing T-complex subunit CCT6. Gene Ontology annotation, molecular function: ATP hydrolysis activity; ATP binding; ATP-dependent protein folding chaperone. Gene Ontology annotation, biological process: protein folding. Gene Ontology annotation, cellular component: chaperonin-containing T-complex. The transcript is spliced from 7 exons. The record is from RefSeq and is a predicted model, not a curated record. The coding region runs from base 1 to 1623 and encodes 540 amino acids. NCBI's taxonomy places the organism in Eukaryota, Fungi, Ascomycota, Eurotiomycetes, Eurotiales, Aspergillaceae.
AUGUCUGCAACUCAGUUGCUCAACCCGAAGGCAGAGUCGAGGCGGAGAGGAGAGGCUCUGAAAGUGAACAUUGCCGCUGGAGAAGGUCUUCAGGAUGUGCUCAAGUCUAAUUUGGGUCCCUCGGGGACUCUGAAGAUGUUGGUGGAUGGUUCAGGCGGAAUCAAGUUGACUAAGGAUGGAAAUGUAUUGCUGCGGGAAAUGCAAAUCCAAAACCCGACAGCCGUCAUGAUUGCCCGAGCCGCGACCGCACAAGAUGAUAUCACCGGUGAUGGAACAACAUCAGUCGUUCUGUCGGUCGGAGAGCUCCUGAAGCAGGCUGAUCGACACAUCUCCGAGGGUCUGCACCCCAGAGUUAUUACGGAUGGAUAUGAGAUUGCGAAGACAGAAUCCCUAAAGUUCCUCGACCAGUUCAAACUUGAGCGGAAUAUCGAUCGUGAACUGCUGCUGUCCGUCGCUCGUACCUCCCUCACGACCAAAUUGAACAGGGCUCUUGCUGAAAAGCUCACCCCUGAUAUCGUCGAUGCCGUUCUUGCUAUCCACAGAGCCCCCGAAAAGCCCGAUCUGCAUAUGGUUGAGAUUAUGGCUAUGCAACACCGAACAUCGUCUGACACGCAGCUUAUCCGUGGUCUUGCUUUGGACCACGGCGCGAGACACCCUGAUAUGCCAAAGCGUGUCGAGGACGCCUUUAUCCUGACAUUGAACGUCAGUCUGGAGUAUGAGAAGUCUGAGAUUAACUCCGGUUUCUACUAUUCCAACGCAGAACAGAGGGAUAAGUUGGUGGAGAGCGAGCGCAAGUUUGUGGAUUCUAAGUUGCAGAAGAUUGUGGAGCUCAAGAAGCAGGUUUGCGGCAACGACCCCAAGAAGGGAUUUGUUGUCAUUAACCAGAAGGGUAUCGAUCCCCUGAGCUUGGAUGUCCUCGUCAAGAACGGAAUCAUGGCUCUCCGGAGAGCCAAGCGGAGGAACAUGGAGCGUCUCCAGCUUAUCUGUGGUGGUACUGCCCAGAACAGUGUGGAAGAUCUCUCUCCUGAGGUCCUUGGAUGGGCUGGCCUGGUUUACGAGCACCAGCUCGGUGAGGAAAAGUUCACUUUUGUCGAGGAAGUCAAGGACCCUAAGUCUGUUACCCUUCUGAUCAAGGGUCCCAACCAGCACACUAUUGCGCAGGUUAAGGACGCUGUUCGUGAUGGUCUGCGCUCUGUGUACAACACUAUUGUGGAUGGCUGCGUCGUGCCCGGUGCAGGUGCAUUCCAAGUCGCUUGUGCCGCGCACCUGUCGUCUGAAGAUUUCAAGAGAACCGUCAAGGGUAAGGCUAAGUGGGGUGUCGCAGCAUUUGCUGACGCUCUCCUGGUCAUUCCCAAGACCCUUGCCGCCAAUUCUGGACACGACAUUCAGGACUCUCUUGCUGCCUUGCAAGACGAGCGCGCAGAGGGCAAUGUGGUUGGUCUGGACCUGAACACUGGCGAGCCCAUGGACCCCGUGCAGGAGGGUGUCUUUGACUCAUUCCGUGUCUUGCGCAACUGCAUCGCCUCCAGCACAGGUAUCGCCUCGAACCUCCUUCUGUGUGACGAGUUGUUGAAGGCCCGACAGAUGGGUAAGCAAGGUGGACCCGCCGGCAUGGAAGAGUAA